CGAAUAUCGGCGUUCAUCCUGACUUGACCGAGUUGCUAAAUGUAUUUGUACAGGCGAGGAUCGCAAAGACACUGCAUUGUUCUGCACCAUUUGUUUGGAAGACUUUAUUCCCGAGUCGCACUAUCGGCAGCUUCCAUGCUUGCAUCUUUUCCACAUGCAAUGCAUCGACUCUUGGUUACGCCGCAAUCCAACUUGCCCCUUGUGCAGGGUAAGAUUUGCUCCACCUGCGCAGCCUCCAAGCGUGAACAGAGAGCCAAGAGCAACUGUGUCUACAUCGCAAGCAUCCGAGGCCCGUUCACCCGUCAUUAGACCGCCAAGUCAGGGCGACCCUGCGAGCAGUUUGAGUGCUCGUUUGGGAUCGCUGAAGGGCUGGUGCGAAAGACAUGUGAAGCGGAGCAGCAACGCGGCACGAAGGCCCAGAAAUGAAACCAGCAACAAUGAUGGCGAGACUUCGAAUUCGCUUCCCUUGGCUGCGUCCGCUUGAUUUUGCUUUUAUGAUAUCUCCAAUUGUUUGAAAAUUUCUAGCUGGGCGUAAUGCAUUUGGAACGCUGGAUUUUUUGAGGCUUUAUUUGUGCUAUGAACUUUACAGCUAUUCGUUUGACUACAGUUUCGUUAAAUUAUAGUUCAGUUGGCGAUGGGGAACCCUUCCUUGACGGGGAAAGCUGUAAAACCGAAUGUACACUAUUUAGCGGUUAACGAUAUUUUUCUUUCAUUUCCUUCAUUUCAAAAGACAGAGAAAAAUAAGUGGCA
Xylona heveae TC161 is the source of this 750-nucleotide messenger RNA. RefSeq lists its product as hypothetical. The transcript has a single exon. NCBI's taxonomy places the organism in Eukaryota, Fungi, Ascomycota, Xylonomycetes, Xylonales, Xylonaceae. Bases 155 to 484 code for a protein of 109 amino acids. The record is from RefSeq and is a predicted model, not a curated record.